CCCAAAACCACUGGAAAAUACCCCAAAACCACUGGAAAAUACCCCAAAACCACUGGAAAAUACCCCAAAACCACAGAAAAAUACCCCAAAACCACUGGAAAAUACCCCAAAACCACUGGAAAAUACCCCAAAACCACUGGAAAAUACACCCAAACCACUGGAAAAUACCCCAAGACCACUGGAAAAUACCCCAAGACCACUGGAAAAUACCCCAAGACCACUGGAAAAUACCCCAAAACCACUAGAAAAAUACCCCAAGACCACUGGAAAAUACCCCAAAACCACAGAAAAAUACACCAAAACCACUGGAAAAUACACCCAGACCACUGCAGGAA
Molecule: messenger RNA, 335 nt
Organism: Austrofundulus limnaeus
Lineage: Eukaryota; Metazoa; Chordata; Actinopteri; Cyprinodontiformes; Rivulidae
Product: splicing factor 3A subunit 2-like
Exons: 1
Source: RefSeq, a predicted model, not a curated record